AUGGUCCAGAUUAAGCCCUUUGUAGUGGAGGAGUGGAUGGAUCGCCUGGAGACCACUCCCGGUGCUCUCAAUAUGGCCGAGACUUGCUGCGAAUCUGUUUCCAUCCAAGAGCUCACACAAUUAUCCACUGAAAAGUCGGCUGCCGGACCUCUAGACAUCACGACUCGGCGAAUGACCUACGGGGCGAUUUACGGCUCGGAGACGACCCGCCAGCAAAUCGCGAAUCUCUACGAUAAUGACAUUUCAGGUCCCCUUCCGAGUGGCCAGAUCAUCCUCACUCAGGGGGCCAUUGUGGCCAACUUUCUCACUCUCUUCACCCUUGUUGGUCCCAAGGAUCAUGUCGUCUGCGUGUACCCGACGUACCAACAGCUCUACGAGGUCCCCAGGAGCUUGGGGGCAGACGUGACCCUUUGGAAAUUGAGGUCGGAGAACGGUUAUAUCCCGGACGUUCGAGAGCUGGAAAGCCUUGUGCGAGACAACACGAAGAUGAUCAUCAUCAAUAAUCCCAACAACCCUACUGGUGCCACGAUCCCAAUGUCCGUUCUGGAAAACAUCGUGGCGUUCGCCAAAUCACGGAACAUCAUUGUGAUGGCCGAUGAGGUCUACCGCCCACUCUUCCACAGUCUCCCCGAAGGAGAAAGUAUGCCCCCGUCCAUCUUGUCGCUGGGAUAUGCCAGAACAAUUUCCACGGGAAGCAUGUCCAAGGCAUUCUCGCUCGCAGGUAUCCGUUUGGGCUGGAUCGCCUCCAGAGACCUCGAGGUCAUCGAGGCCGUCAAAAACGCCAGAAACUACACGACUAUAAGCGUGUCGCAGCUGGACGACAGGGUGGCUGGGUAUGCUCUCUCGGAUGCCGUCAAGCCAAACCUGCUGAAGAGGAACACCGACCUCGCAAGGAACAAUUUGGAGCUGCUCGAUGCAUUUGUGCGGAAACACAGCUUGUUGUGUUCCUGGGUCAAACCCACUGCUGGCACGACAGCGAUGAUCCGCUUCGAGAAGAAUGGAAAGCCUGUGCGUGAUGACGAGUUCUGUCUUGAGGUUCUAAAAGAGACGGGGGUUCUCAUCAUGCCUGGCUCCACCUGCUUCGGAGACGGAACUGACUUUGAGGGGCAUAUGCGGUUCGGAUAUGUGUGUCGUACGGAGGUUUUGAAGGCCGGCUUGGAGAAACUGGGCAGGUAUCUUGAAAACUUCAGUCAAGUGGUUGCAUAA
Molecule: messenger RNA, 1206 nt
Organism: Colletotrichum higginsianum IMI 349063
Lineage: Eukaryota; Fungi; Ascomycota; Sordariomycetes; Glomerellales; Glomerellaceae
Product: Aspartate aminotransferase
Exons: 2
Coding region: 1-1206 (401 amino acids)
Biological process (GO): biosynthetic process
Molecular function (GO): pyridoxal phosphate binding; catalytic activity
Source: RefSeq, a predicted model, not a curated record